AUGAUGAUGCGCUACGUGUUGUUUGUCUGUGUGCUCUGCGUGUGGUGUACCUGCGGGUGUGCUGCGGCGGGUGCUGAGGAUGAAGCUGAAGUUACUAAUAAUUGCAACAACGGUGAAGCUACCCAAUGCCAGUCUCCACAAAACCCUUUACCUGGUGGUGUGGUUGGGGUUGGAGGACAAGGUAUUGGCGGUGGUUUCGGUUUAGGAGGAGCUGAGGGUUCUACUCACACUUGCCCGGGGGAUGACGGGACGAUACUGCCUUGUCCGGAAGCGCUGGACACCGGAGGUGAUGAGACUCCGAAGGGUAAUACUGUGGCCGGGCAAAACGUUUGCACUUCGCCCGAGGGGGAGACGAAGAGUGGUGCGGAUAAUUGCGAACGAAGCGAUAAACUAAAUGCGCAAAGAGAUAAUGGCUCUCGUAUUGCCAAAUCAACUUCUAUCAACAAGGAGGCCUGUGAGGGAGUGUCGGACGCACAUACUUGCACGUCUUCAUCUUCUUUGCCGCAGGGGUCAUUAUCGCAAUCGCAACUUGAGCGGGCUAUCCCUCCUGGUACUGGCGGUGGUAUUGGGAACGUCCUGCUGCCAGGAACUGGAAAACCUCCUGGUCAAACCGGCCCUGCUGGUCCCGCGGGGGAACCAGGGGCUAAAAAGGCUGACGGGGAGAAAGAAAUAGAUGCACUGGAUGGCAAGUCUCUUGCGGACUGCCCUGCUGAAGGCGGGGACCCUACGAAGUGUUCGACCACUCCUGCUCCGCUAAAAGCACAAGUGCAAAAGAACGAACCUGGGGAAGGACAUGAUAGCGGCAGCAUGUUGGGCGGAAGAGGUGGCAGCAAAAUCUCCUUAAGUGGUAAUGAGAAGGCUCAGGGCACCCAACCGGAGUCACGAGAUGACACUGUUCACUCUGGCAGCGCCGAUGGUGAGUGUGGGGAUGGAAAGCUUAAAGAAACAAAAACGGAUUGCAAACCGAAGGACGAGGACAGGAGCACUCAGUCUGAUCAGCGAGAGAAAGAUGUACUCCAAACCAAAAAUACCCAGAUACCGCAAGCAAAUCCAAAACCUGACAGCCCACUCGAUGAGAAGAAUGACGCCAAGAAUUCUGCUGCCUCACCACCCGCGCCAGACUCACCUAAGGCUGAGAGCUCUGCUGACGAUCGCACCAAUUUGGAGCCUGCUGAAAGUACUGCUCAGACUGCAGUCGAGCAAAGUGAUGCCGUGCAAUCGCAGCCAUCUUCCUCCUCUGCUUCUACGAGUGCCGCAGAAACCACAGGCAGCAGCCCGCCGACCGACAAGGGCCAAGACCCGAAGGCUGUGGACAGCAGCAGCGGUCCUGUGUGGGUGCAUGCACCUCCGCUGCUGCUGCUGCUAUCUGUGAUGUGGCUGGGUGGUCUGGCUGUGACUGCUGUGUGCUGA
This is a messenger RNA of Trypanosoma grayi, 1410 nucleotides long. RefSeq lists its product as hypothetical. The transcript has a single exon. Lineage: Eukaryota; Euglenozoa; Kinetoplastea; Trypanosomatida; Trypanosomatidae. Bases 1 to 1410 code for a protein of 469 amino acids. The record is from RefSeq and is a predicted model, not a curated record.